Molecule: messenger RNA, 3176 nt
Organism: Acipenser ruthenus (sterlet)
Lineage: Eukaryota; Metazoa; Chordata; Actinopteri; Acipenseriformes; Acipenseridae
Product: RNA polymerase I-specific transcription initiation factor RRN3-like
Exons: 18
Coding region: 446-2284 (612 amino acids)
Biological process (GO): transcription initiation at RNA polymerase I promoter
Cellular component (GO): nucleus
Molecular function (GO): RNA polymerase I core binding; RNA polymerase I general transcription initiation factor activity
Source: RefSeq, a predicted model, not a curated record
CGCUGUUCCGCCAAAUUGAAGCCCUCAACAACAAAGACAUGCUAGCUUGCUGCAUUUAUCUGCGACAGCUCCCCCUGUUGGUUCCACAUACCAGCUAUGAUCGCAACACAGCCUGUUUAGACUCGGAGGAUUAAAAUGCACUGAUUAUCUGAAGGAAAUGAUUUCAUUUCUAGUGUAUCGUCACCACAACAGAACAAUCAAGGGUUUCUACAUUAACGCUCUGUGCAACAUGUCCAGGCAAAGCAAUGGCUUCACUUCCAGGUCAGAGACAGGAAUAGAAAAAAUAGCAGUGGUUGUUCCGGAUGCGUAAGUACCAAGAAAGUUGCACGUGGAUAUGAGUGAACCAUCACACAUACUGAGAAAGCGAAUUGUCUUUAAUUAUACAACGUGAAACACAUCAGCAGUGACGUUAAAUUGUAUCUUGAUUUAUGAAGGCCCUGAGACGAUGGAGGUGGAUGACGGUGAAUUCAUCAGCUCGCCUCCAAAGAAGGUCGUGCGGUUUGGGGGGUCUGUGUCCAACACUCUGGCCAAAUUCUUGCAGGGUGACACCAAUGAUUAUGAGCUGUUAAAGCACCAACUCUCAGACCCAGACAUUAAGGAUGCUCAGAUUAUCAACUGGCUCCAGGAGCUCCGGAGCUGUGUCACCCACCUGACCAAGGACUUUGAGCAGCUCGUCUCUGUCAUCCUGAGACUGCCCUGGCUAGGCCGAAGCCAGGAUGUAGUUGAAGAGUACUUGGCCUUCCUGAGUAACCUGGUCUCAGCCCAGACUGUCUACCUGAGGUCCUGUCUGAGCGUGACUGUCUCCAACUUCAUACCGGGGAGAAUUGUUAUCAAGGAAGGAGAUGUGGACAUUUCAGACUCGGAUGAUGAUGAUGAAAACUUGCCCAGGAACUUUGACUUGUGUCAUCGGGCCUUGCAAAUUAUAGCCAGAUAUGUUCCUUCAACGGCCAGGUUUCUUAUGCCAAUCCUCCGUGAGAAGUUUCCUUUUAUCAACAAGUCUGCAAGAACAUUGGAGUGCUACGUGCACAACCUGCUGCGGAUCACCGUGACCUUCCCAGUCCUGCGGCACGAAGUCCUGGAGCUGGUCAUCGGGAAGAUGCUCAGACUGGAUGUGAGCGCCCCGCGGAGAGAUAUUGAGGACGCAGAAGAGAAUGCUACCCAGGGGGAUGAUGGGAAUGGAGCCUCCCAAGAGGAGUGUCUCUUUGAUAUGGAUGAAGAUGAGGAAAAUGUGUCCAAGUCCUCCAGCCCCCCAGGGGGCGAUGUGAUGGCUCACGCUGUGGCUGACCGGCUGGAUAUCCUUAUGACGGUCCUCCUGGCAUACAUCAAAAACAUAUGCUAUGUGAAUGGCACUCUGGAGCUGACUCGCACUAAGGAGCUGUAUCGGGACCUGAUUGCUGUCUUCGACAAGCUCAUCCUUCCCACGCAUGCCUCCUGUCACGUGCAGUACGUCAUCUUCUACCUCUGCAGCUUCAGACUGGGCCUGGCUGAAGCCUUUCUGGAGCACCUGUGGAAGAAGAUACAGAGCCCCAGCAACCCGGCUGUGAUCCGGCAGACUGCCGCAGGCUACAUCGGCAGCUUUCUGGCAAGAGCCAAGUUCCUCCCCAUACCGACAGUGAAGGCCUGCUUGGACCUCCUUGUCCCUUGGCUCCACCAGUACAUCCACAGCCAGGAUGCGGGUUCGAAAGCUUUUUGUGACGUGUCCCUGCACGGGCCCUUCUACGCUACCUGCCAGGCAGUCUUCUACACCUUGGUGUUUAGGCACCGGCAGAUGGUGGAGGGGAACCUUCGCAAAGGUCUGGCGUACCUUGAAAUGCUGAAUUUUGAACGGAUAGUAAUGUGCCAGCUGAACCCUCUGAAGGUGUGCUUACCAGCUGUUACAAACAUGUUUGCAGCAAUCACAAGGAAGUACCAGCUGGUGUUCUGUUAUACCAUCAUCGAGCGCAAUAACAGGCAGCUGCUGCCGGUGGUGAGGAGCAGUCUGGGAGGGGAUUCCCUGACCACCAACGCCAACCCUCUGGACAGCUUCUUCCCCUUUGACCCCUACCUGCUCAAGAGGUCAGGGAAGAUGAUCCAGCCCAUUUACCAGGUCUGGGAGGAGGUGAGCGUGUGUGAUGUGGGUGGAGCCAGGCAGACGGUUAAAAAGGACUCUGUGACAGAGGAGGACGAUGAUUUCCUGCGAGGGGAGAGCCUCCAGAGCGAGGCAGCGGUGGGCUUUAUCCCUGGCUCCUUCGAGUCUCACAGCGUGGGCUCGCCCCCCGUCUCCUUCCUGCAGCGCCCAUUCUGACACAGCACUCCGUACACACACACACACACACACCAGGCGUGGAAAUGGUCAGGAGAAACCGGCCUUGGACACAAUGAGCUUUGCUGCGUUUCCAUGGCCCCUUCCAGGAAAGACUAAUAUUACUCAUUUCUUGCAAGUGCCAAGUUGUUUCUUUGCUGGGAAUCUGUGCGAACGUGACGUCAGUCGAACCUGGAAUUGUUUUGGAACCAGAACAGCAGACAUAAUGUGGACAUGAAACAGAUUUAAGCAAGUUACUGGUCUUCUCAUUCCAUCAUGACUCACCGUUCCUUUCAAGGAGAGCUCCCGAUCCUCCUGAGAUAAUUUUUUAAAGAAUGUUGAGAUGUGCUGGUGAUGGAGGGAGCACAGUUUAUCAGACUCUACAUCUUACUGAGGAAUUUAGUCUUCAGUACAAAAGUAAUUUCAGCCCACAGGGAACUGUUGGAAGUGGGAGGCUGAACUCAAUGCAUGUGUCAAACUGAAGAAAGCAGGGAAGGUUCACAGCAGUGAUAACCAGUAGCAUACCUGUGCACAAAUAACUGUCCAGACACAGCUAUUUUAAAUGUUUAAUUUGUGUAUAUCCGUCUUUGUUAUAUUGUAAUAUUCUGUGUAAUAUCCUUUAAAUAGUUUCUUCACAAUUUCAUUAGUGUGGCACUCAAACUAAUUUAGCAAACAUUAUUAAACUACUUUAAAUCCCUUUAAUCAUGUAGAAAUCACUUGUUGAAAUUGUAUUUUUUACAGCUGAAACUAAACUUUUUUUAUUUGUGAUUUGUUGUUUUAUUAAAUUGUGAAACAUGAAUUACUGGUUUGUAACCAGGUUUUUGCAAAAUACAUGGAAGUGUUGUUCUUUAUAAAUGUAUAUAAAGGGCUGAAAAUAAAAAAAAAAUGAUCUUAA